AUGUUUGACAAGAGCGAUCACGAUUUAGAAGACGCCUGCGUGGAUUACGACGCCGAUCACGUCGACAAAGCCUUCGUCACCGCCAUCAACAAAGCCAAACCGAACAACACUCCGCUGACAUUGGACGUCCUCGAGCGCGCUAUGGAUGCCAUGGAAAAAGCCCAGGGCCGAUCAGAAGCCGGCGAUGGCCUCGUGCCGUAUGCAACCGUCCGUCAAACCCUCGCCCUCGUAGAGAUGGCCGGCGGACAUCCCGAGUCCACCCGCCGUGAACUUCAUUCGCACUGGCACAAACGCCGCACGGAGCGAGGGUUUCCUUUUUUGCGCCUCUACCAGCAGGCCCCGGACCCGAGCAAUAACGAUCCCGCAGUUGCCUUCCGACCGCGUGAUAAGGAUAAUUUGGCCGGUGCAGGCCGCCGCAUGAAUACCUACGACAACUUCCGUCGCGCUGUUAUUCUGCGAGACGAGCUUAAAACCCUCAUCAACGUCAUGGAUCGCAUCGUCGACCGCGAGACCCAAAAGGCUCAGCUGCUUGGCCUGCGCCUGCUCCAGCAGCGUGUCGCUUUGACGUCUGCAGGGGGCCCGCGCAUCGAAUCAGUCAACCGCGCCAUGUUUUCCGGCGAGCAAGAACCCGUCGUUAUCUAUGGUCCAACACAAAUGCAGGUCCUCGUCCCAUGCCGCAACUUGCGCCUACCCCCCGAAAUUGAUGUCGUCUUGAGACGCUUGGGUUCAACUGCAGCAGAGAAGGCCGCAAAGAAGGCCAGGAGGAGAGCCAUUCCCAGGACUGCCGACAAGAACCGUUUGGGGCGAGAUCACAAUGGUCAAAUCUCCAACGGAAAUCAGAAGACGGGUCCAGGGGGCACUCCUGCUGGCGUCGAUACUUUUGGAUAUGAUGAGAUGGGAAAUCGCUUUCUUAAGGAUAUGCGUUUCUUUGCCGGCGGGUUUAUGAACUACGGAGUUUCCCCGUAUGAUCAUCGCGUUUUUGCCGCGGCUAGCGAACGUAAUACCGUCAGAUUCAACCCGCGAGAACCGCGGCCUGUGCUCUUUCCCGGUCCGCAAGUACGCUUUGGAUCUCUGCCAGACACAGAUGAACGACAAUUCAGUGGAAAGAUUGGCGACAAGGUGAUAUCUUGCGACGAUAUCCGAGCAGAUAUAUUUGAAGGAAGGAAACGCAGAAUCGGAGAGUCCUUUCACCCUUCGACUACGUCGGCACGAAAAAUUCGUCGUGCGUACUACACACGAGCUCGCGUCGGACGUGGCGGCCGCGUGAUGCUCGAUCGAGUCGUUUUCCAGCGCGAACGUGGUGUGAAAGCAGCCAGUUAUCCUGCGUCUGUGGAAGGCGGUGGAGUGUACACGGCUGGUAUUCCGCUGGACGCUGCCUCGAGAACAUCGAGGGUGGUACGGCGAGGAGGGUUGGGGGAUAUUAUGACCCUUGGGGCUGGACUGGAUGAGGAAGAAGAUGUUUCCGACGCUGAUGAAUCUGAGAGUCUUGCGCUUGCGCGAAAGCUUAUUCCCUCUUUGAAGCCGAUCGUGCGAAUGAAUGCCGGAAUCGGGGUACAACCGGAUGCUGUCAACUAUUGGCCAAGGAGGCACAGGGGGAAAAUGCGAGGAGGGAAAACUCGAGGAGGGAAGAGAAGGAGGGGUCAAACCCGACAGGAAAGCGAGAGUCUGGGGACAUCGGAUGAUUGGGAACAACAUCUGAAAAGUUUACCAGCUUACGCUCCUCGAGAGACUCCCCUCGUGACCCAAGUGUGA
This is a messenger RNA of Chondrus crispus (carragheen), 1752 nucleotides long. RefSeq lists its product as hypothetical. Gene Ontology annotation, biological process: regulation of transcription by RNA polymerase II. The record is from RefSeq and is a predicted model, not a curated record. Gene Ontology annotation, cellular component: piccolo histone acetyltransferase complex. Lineage: Eukaryota; Rhodophyta; Florideophyceae; Gigartinales; Gigartinaceae. The transcript has a single exon. Bases 1 to 1752 code for a protein of 583 amino acids.